AUGACGACGCUGUCGUCCGGCGUCCUCCUGAAGCUCCUGGACGGCAUGAAGAGCGGCGCCGCCAAGCCCGUGGGCGAGCACCGGACGGCGGUGCUGCAGGUGACGGACAUCGUGCCGGCGGAGCUGGACGAGAAGGACCUCUUCCCCAAGCACGGCAAGUUCUACGUCAAGGUCUCCGACGCGUCGCACUCCAUCUACGCCACGCUCCCGCUGGCGCAGACCGACCUCGUGCUCUCCAACAAGCUCCACCUCGGCCAGUUCAUCCACGUCGACCGCCUCGACCCGGCCUCCCCCGUCCCCGUCAUCGUCGGCACCAGGCCGCUCCCGGGCCGCCACCCGCUCGUCGUCGGCACCCCCGACCCGGCCGGGAGGGCCAAGCCCGCCGCGCCGCGCAGGGGAUCCUGGGGCCCCGAGCAGAACGCCGCCAUCAAGCCCACCACGCUCAACUUCGACGCCGUGAGGAUGACGCCGGUCAAGGAGCGGCCGGCCCUGUCGACUCCGGUCAAGGACCGCGCGGGCGCCGCGACUCCUGCCAGGGAGCGCGGCGCUGCGGCGACGUCUGGUCGCGAGCGGGGCGUCGCGGCGUCGCCGGCAAUGAGCUCUGCGUCCGUGAGGAAGAGCAGCAGCGUGCUGCCCAGGCUGAUCAGGAGCAAGAGCUUCGUCGCCGAUAGGGACCAGCAGCAGCAUCCGAGGAUCCCCAAGAGCCCAUUCCCCACUGAGAAGGUCUCGGUGAGCUGCACAGCCUCGAGGGCGACGAGGAGAGUGGCCAAGGAGGAAGAGCCCUCCUCGCCUCCUUCUGAUGAUGAGCUCGGCAGCUCGGCCACGUCCACCAAGAAGCGACCGGCGACAGCUACUCGCGUGCCGGUGCCGGGGAAGCUCAGUCUACUCGGGAAGGACGCAAUCGAGCAAAGAGAGCAGGCGCAGAAGAUUGCCCUGGAGGCACUGCGUAACGCAUCAGCAACGGACAACGUGGCUAGGAUCUACAAGUUGUUCUCAGAAGUGAGCAAGACGGCGAGGCCAGAAGCGCCGGCCACCUGUUUUGAGGGCUUCCUCAACUUCCACAAGGAAGCCGUGCAGGCCGUCACCGACAUCGAGGCGGUCCAGGCGGCCACCUCGAUGGCCGCGGCCGUGGCGAGUGAUGAGCAGCAGCACGAGGACGCACCGCCGGUCCUGCAGGAGAUAGCCCAGAACAGGGCGGUGGUGCGUCGGAGAGGCAUUGGCUUGGGCGGCGUCUCGAAGUCGGUGUCGUUCGCGCCCGGCAAGUUGGACCCGAAGCACGACGAUGGCGGCGGCAAGGCCAUCCGAAGCUCGAGUGCCAGCAGGAAGUACCUCGCCAUGGACAAGAUCGGCGAAGACGGUGGCGACGAGAAGAGAUCAUCUUCUUCUGCUCCUUCCUCUGCCACCACCGCUGCACACUCUCCUCUGGGGUCCUCGCUGAAGCUGGCCAAGCAGAUACAGGCCGAAGCAGGCAUCUGGUUCAUGGACUUCCUGGAGGCUGCGCUGGAGACCGGGCUGAAGAAGAGCAAGGCGUCUGCCAUGGGUGACGGGCGGAAGCAAAGCAGCUGCUGUUGUCCGCAGUCAGUGAUGCUGCGGGUGAUCAACUGGGUGGAGAUGGAGCAGAGCGGCGGCGGCGGCGACAGCAGCUGCAGGAAGAUUGCCCACCCAAGAGCUGCGGCCGUUGCGCGGAAGCUCAGAAUCAAGGCCAAGAACCCCUCCUGA
Molecule: messenger RNA, 1719 nt
Organism: Miscanthus lutarioriparius
Lineage: Eukaryota; Viridiplantae; Streptophyta; Magnoliopsida; Poales; Poaceae
Source: the annotation of a GenBank genome assembly